CAGAGAGUCCACACAGGAGAGAAGCCAUGCAAAUGCCAGCAUUGUGAGAAAUGUUUUUAUUCAAAGUCAUACCUAGUGAGACAUCAGAGAGUCCACACAGGAGAGAAUCCACACAAAUGCCAGCAUUGUGGGAAAUGUUUUUAUUCGAAGUCAUACCUAGUCACACAUCAGAGAAUCCACACAGGAGAGAAGCCAUACAAAUGCCAGCAUUGUGGGAAAUGUUUUUAUUCAAAAUCAUAUCUAGUGAUACAUCAGAGAAUCCACACAGGAGAGAAGCCAUGCAAAUGCCAGCAUUGUGGGAAAUGUUUUUAUUCAAAAUCAUACCUAGUGAGACAUCAGAGAAUCCAAACAGGAGAGAAUUCAUACAAAUGCCAGCAUUGUGGAAAAGGUUUUUCUUCUAAGUCAGCCCUAGUGAUACAUCAGCGAAUCCACACAGGACAGAAGCCAUACAAAUGCCAGCAUUGUGGGAAAUGUUGUUCUCAGAAGUCAAACCUAGUGGCACAUCAGAAAAUCCACACAGGAGAGAAGCCAUACAAAUGCCAGCAUUGUGGGAAAGGUUUUUAUUCAAAGUCAGCCCUAGUGAGACAUCAGAGAGGAGUCCACACUGGAGAAAAGCCAUACAAAUGCCAGCAUUGUGAGAAAUGUUUUUCUCAUAAGUCAAGUGUAGUGACACAUCAGAGAGUCCACACAGGAGAGAAUCCAUACAGUUGCCAGCAUUGUGAGAAAGGUUUUGCUUUCAAGUCAGCCCUAGUGAUACAUCAGAGAGUCCACACAGGAGAGAAGCCAUACAAAUGCCAGCAUUGUGAGAAAUAUUUUGCUUUCAAGUCAGCCCUAGUGAGACAUCAGAGAGUCCACACAGGAGAGAAGCUAUACAAAUGCCAGCAUUGUGAGAAAUGUUUUUCUCAGAAGUUAAACCUAAUGAGACAUCAGAGAGUCCACACAGAAGUGAAGCCAUACAAAUGCCACCAUUGUGAGAAAUGUUUUUAUUUCAAGUCAUACCUAGUGAGACAUCAGAGAAUCCACACAGGAGAGAAGCCAUACAGUUGCCAGCAUUGUGAGAAAUGUUUUGCUUUCAAGUCAGCCCUAGUGAUACAUCAGAGAGUCCACACAGGAGAGAACCCACACAAAUGCCAGCAUUGUGAGAAAUGUUUUUAUUUCAAGUCAUACCUAGUGAGACAUCAGAGAGUCCACACAGGAGAGAAGCCAUACAAAUGCCAGCAUUGUGAGAAAUGUUUUUCUCAGAAGUUAAACCUAGUGAGACAUCAGAAAGUCCACAUAGGAAUGAAGCCACACAAAUCUCAGCAGUGAACUCACAUUAUUUUUGUUAAGAAGAAAUACAAAAAAAUAUAUAUUUAAUCCAGAGGUGAUAAGAAAUGGCCUUUUUGAUUUUGUUUGUAAGGUUUGAUUUUCCCUAUGGCUGUUUGUGUUUUAAAGUUAUAUUUUGUUAAGUUUAGGUUUCUAUUGCUAUUAGUAUAGACCAUUGCUUUGGGUUAUAAAUUUGGCAGGGGAUUAUGGGUCGGGGAAUAGGUUAGCUAGAUGGGGGGCUGGAUUUGUUGCAGCUGGAUAGAAUAGUUAUGGGAAUGAUAGCCUUUGGAAUGUGUGGGAUGUUGGCUGAAGAAAGUUGGGGGCUGGUAGUAACAGGAAGGAGGCUAGUUUCUGGGAAUGGCAAAGGAGGCCUAGUUAACUGUGGGGCAUAGACUGUGGGAAUUGGAGUUGGGGGCUAGGUUUGGUUGAGGGUGGACUUUUAGGUUUUUGGGUUUUAAUAUAUUCUUUGGCUUU
Molecule: messenger RNA, 1779 nt
Organism: Sceloporus undulatus (fence lizard)
Lineage: Eukaryota; Metazoa; Chordata; Lepidosauria; Squamata; Phrynosomatidae
Product: zinc finger protein 271-like
Exons: 3
Source: RefSeq, a predicted model, not a curated record